AGACCUUAAUUCAGCCAGAGAUCGUUUACUUGCUUUUCAACAAGAAAAAAUGGAGGCAGAGGAGUUUGUUAAGCCAAUUAUUAUCGCUAAAAAUGUGUCCCUUGAAACUUACACUGAAUAUUGCAAGGCUGAACGAAAACUCCCUGUCAAAAUUCGCUUGAUCGAUGGAAACAUCAUAGCUUAUGAAGUACCACUCACAGAUCAUGGUGUGGUAGUAAGCAAAUUUUUAAUCUUGAUAAAUAACUGGGAUGAUCAAUUGAUAAGUGCAUUUGGAGAAGAUCUUAUCUUGGAAUCAAGUUACUGCACAGCUGAUCUUACCGUUCGGCCAAGGGAUCUUCCUCCACUUCAUCCCGGUCACGAACCUAACUCGAGCGGGGUAGCAUAUCCAACAAUGGUUAUUGAAGUUGGUACUACUGAAACUAUCUCCAGCUUACAUGAUCUUUCAACAAGGUAUUUUUCAUCACGAACAACUAUUCAAAUUUACCUUGCUAUCAAGCUAUUUCCCAUUCGCCAGGAUCAUACAAGAGCAAUGCUUGCAAUGCGUUAUCUACGUACAAAUCAAUAUCCGACAGUACCAGACGUUGUAAUUUCUUUCGGCACUGCACCUCUCCACAAUCAAAUAAUAGAUUUCCUUUUGAAUAAUAUGGACGUUUUAGAUGCUAACAUUACUGGCGUAGGAAGGUUUAAAGCAAUUGCUUGCAAUGGCCCUAGAAUUCCAAAUUAUCAAUUGAAUAUUCCUGCUGCUGAACUUUACAAUGGUACUCCUAAUGGCAUUCCUCCCAAUUCAGUUGAUGGAAUCGACUUGGAUUUAUGGAAAAUACAAAAAGCAGCAUUGAAUCCUUAUUAUUAG
This is a messenger RNA of Dentiscutata heterogama, 850 nucleotides long. NCBI's taxonomy places the organism in Eukaryota, Fungi, Glomeromycota, Glomeromycetes, Diversisporales, Gigasporaceae. The record is from the annotation of a GenBank genome assembly.